This is a messenger RNA of Rhodofomes roseus, 1923 nucleotides long. RefSeq names its product acyl-CoA dehydrogenase NM domain-like protein. The coding region runs from base 113 to 1663 and encodes 516 amino acids. The transcript has 12 exons. Gene Ontology annotation, molecular function: flavin adenine dinucleotide binding; acyl-CoA dehydrogenase activity. Lineage: Eukaryota; Fungi; Basidiomycota; Agaricomycetes; Polyporales; Fomitopsidaceae. The record is from RefSeq and is a predicted model, not a curated record.
GUUCCCCACUGCGCCCCCACGGGGACUUGGAGUUGCACGGGCCCGGAGUACUUGACAACUGCCGACCUAGUCGGACGUCCUCUCACCACCCAGUCUUCGCGAAGUUUGACCCAUGUCGCAGGCAAUGAAGUCGUUCACAGUGGACGAAGUGGCUAAGCACAACAGAGAGGGUGAUGUGUGGAUCGUCAUUGACUCCAAAGUAUACGACAUAUCCAAGUUUGCGAACCUGCAUCCAGGAGGGACUGGGGUCCUCUUGACCGAGUCGAUUGCCGGAAAAGAUGCUACGCAAGCAUUCUUUGGUCUCCACCGACACGAGGUUCUCUUGAGACCCCAGUACGCUCGGCUUCAGAUCGGUACCAUAGCCGGAGAGGAGCCAGCCAUCAAACCACUUGCCACCGACGAGCCUUCGCGUGUCCCAUUCGCCGAGCCGUCAUGGCUCUCGUCUGGUUACUUCAGCGCGUACUACAAGGACAGCCAUAGGAAGUUCCAGCGAGCCAUGCGGAAGUUCGCCGUGGAAGUCGUGUACCCAGAUGCAGUCAAGUGCGAAGACAACGGCAAGCGGAUAUCCCAGUCUGUCGUAGAUCAGUUGUGCGCGAUGAACAUCCCGGCAAUGCGACUGGGUCCUGGCAAACACCUGAAGGGUCGUUCAUUACUGGGAGGGAUCAUCUCAUCCGACGAGUUCGACCAUUUCCACGAGUUGAUUGUCAACUUCGAGCUGUCCCGCUUUGGCACGCGUGCCUAUGUAGAUGCGCUCUUAGCGGGCGAGGUGAUUGGCCUCCCGCCGGUGCUCAACUUCGGGUCGCCGGAACUCCAGGCAAAGGUGGUACCCGAAGUGCUCGACGGGAAGAAGUUCAUCUGCUUGGCAAUCAGCGAAGCCUUCGCGGGAAGCGAUGUGGCCGGCCUGCAGACGACCGCGGUCAGAGAGGGGGAUGAAUGGGUGAUUACAGGCACUAAGAAAUGGAUCACCAACGGAAUGUUCGCGGACUACUUCACCGUCGGAUGCAGGAGUAAGGAUGGCUAUGUCGUUGUCCUUGUUCCACGAUCCGACAAUGUCGAGACCAAAGCCAUCAAAACGGCGUACUCAUCGACUGCUGGCACUGCAUACGUCACAUUCGAGAAGGCUCGCGCUCCAGUCGCAAAUACGUUGGGCAAAGUCGGUCAGGGGUUGCAAGUCAUCCUGAGCAACUUCAACCACGAGCGAUGGAUGAUUGUCUGUACGAGUCUGAGUGCGCAGCGAUUGGUGGUGGAAGAGUGCCUGAAAUGGGUGACCCAGCGAAUAGUCUUUGGUAAGCCGCUGAGCUCGCAGGCCGUCGUACGCUCAAAGCUUGCGAGUAUGAUCGCUCGAGUGGAAAGCGGCCAGGCCUGGCUAGAGUCCAUCACACACCAGAUGAACAACAUGGCAUACCACGAGCAGUCCGACAAGUUGGCGGGACAGAUCGGUCUCCUGAAGCAGUUCAUAACACGCACAGGCCGUGAGACUGCAGAAGAUGCCACACAGAUAUUCGGUGGCCGGUCCAUCACGGCAGGUGGCAUGGGCAAGCUGAUCGAGAAUUUCCAUCGCACGUCACCGUAUGAUGCUAUCCUCGGUGGCCAGGAAGACGUCCUGGGUGACUUGGGCGUACGGCAAGCGAUAAAGAAGAUGCCCAAGGGCGCGAGGUUGUGAUAGCUGUCAAGAAGUCGGUGCACAGGUUCUCCCGCAACCUGGUCGUCAUAUCAUGCAUCUCGUCUUGUAUACGUUAUGUAGUAACGGAAUACGGUGGCUCGGACGAUUUCUACUGUGGAGUAGGAGGGAGCUUCGUGGUGCCAGGGCGUGUCUGGACCAUUGGCAGUGCCAUCGCAUUAUCGACAUUGGAUCCGCGAAAUGUAUCAAGGCCCGAGGCCUCGCGUUCACCACCUGAGCUGCCAGCUGUUCAAGUUCAUUCA